AUGCCAUUCUACGGUCGUCCGAGCAAAAGUUGUGAGAGCUGCAGAGACCGGCGCAUCAAAUGCGAUCGUAUCGAGCCAGUCUGUUCGCAAUGCAAACGAGCGGGAAAGUCCUGUGGCGGCUACCGUGAUAUCCCCGCGUUCUUGUUCCGCAACGAGAAUGACAAGACGGCGCACCGGUCUGCCGUGGCCAAGUUCAAGUCAGAGGCCCGACGCAGACUGUUGGAUGAGACCCCGCCUGUGAUUUACCAUCCGCCCCGGAUCAAGCAGCGGCCACCUCAGUCGAGCCUCGUAGUGCAGCGAAUACCUCGGGUGCUGCACAUACCCCAGAUCCCUGCCGCUGUGCCUUCCAGUAUGGAAGAGCAGGGGCUGAAAUUCUUCUUCAAUCAGUUUGCUACUAAAGGCGAGGAGAUAAGACAUUCUCCGUUCUUUUCAGAAAUUCACAGUCUUAGUUGGAAGGCAUCCCCGCUGAUAGCAUCGAUUUCAACUGAAAUAUCGCUUCGAAAUGCGGUCAUGGCUGUGGGACUUGCUGCCAUGUCGAACGUUACAAGAGAUCGAGCCAUGCAGUUAGCCGCUAGAGAGAAAUAUGUGGAGACAAUUAAUUUUGUUCGAGCUGCAGUGGAGAACCCAGAGCAAUCUAAGCCCGACCUAAUUUUCAAGAUCAUCGCGAUGCUGAGUCUUUUUGAGAUGGUCUCUUGUCAAUCUAGCCAGGUGGACUCUUGGAUAGUACAUCUGGAUGGGUUGGCAGCCCUCCUCAAGCAGGACCAUUUUAAAACAGUCAUAAAGACACUGAGCGCCCGCCCCCAGAUUCAAUACUAUUGUGUAUCUGUUGUUAAAUAUUUUCUGCUUCAAGGGGAUAUUCCUUCCGAUCUUCUCGAAUGGUCACCUAAUAAAAUUUCCUCCGUCAAACCGGACGAACAACCGGCGGUUAAUCUAAUCGACAUACUCGUUCGCUUCACGAAAAUACAUCACACUCUUCGUCAUAUUGCUGAUGACCAGUGCGCUACCGACGCAUUGCCAAUAGUGUUAUCUUUGGAAACAGAGCUUCGCGAAUGGGAAAGAACCCUCCCCGACCAAUGGUCAUUCUCCGUCAAGGAGUCGCCUAGCCUCCAACACACUUUCAACGGAAAGUAUCUGGCAUGCAAAGACGCGUGGGCGUCAAGAAUUCUGAACCACUUCUUCUGGGUGCGGUUAAUUACGAACGAAAUGAUUCUCACCCAGCUAGCAAGGGCUAAGUAUCCGGGGUCGAGCAGCCUUCGACAUCAGCAACGGGCGUUGGAGACGAUUGCCUGCAUGGCGACAUGUAUUUGCGCGGCGGCCGCCAGUCAGAUGAGCCUAUUCCAAGAUGGGGCUUCAGCCAACGUACCCCAGAAUCCUCCGCCGUUAAACGGAAUUUUCAUGCUUUUUUUCCCCUUGUCCGUGGCUGGUGGCGCGGCGACCGCCCCAGUCGAAGUACAUCAAUGGGUGAUACAGACUCUUCAGAAGAUCGGAAAUACUAUGGGAAUUCAAAGAGCACUGGAGGUCAUCCCGCAUCUGAAGAUUACUCGCCCGGAUGAAUUGUAUCCAUACCUGCACGCAAGGUAG
Penicillium argentinense is the source of this 1581-nucleotide messenger RNA. RefSeq names its product Zn(II)2Cys6 transcription factor domain-containing protein. Bases 1 to 1581 code for a protein of 526 amino acids. The transcript has 3 exons. Gene Ontology annotation, biological process: regulation of DNA-templated transcription. The record is from RefSeq and is a predicted model, not a curated record. Gene Ontology annotation, molecular function: zinc ion binding; DNA-binding transcription factor activity, RNA polymerase II-specific. Lineage: Eukaryota; Fungi; Ascomycota; Eurotiomycetes; Eurotiales; Aspergillaceae.